UUUUUAGCCUUUUUGUUCAGGUCUUUUGCAGUAAGGGUCUUUGAAUAAGAUGAAGUUGGCAAUCAUCACCCUGUUGUUACUCUUGCCUCCAGCCUAUAACAGUAAGAAGUUUUUUUUUCCUGAGACAUCUGACACAUCCUUUGUGCGCCUUACUCCAAAGAAACCUCUGAAUUUACAAGCCUUUACACUCUGCAUGCGCAUCUCUACUGAGCUCGACAACCAGCGAGAGACCAUCCUGUUUGCUUAUCGCGCUCAAUACUUUGAUGAACUCAAUGUGUGGCAAGAAAAUGGAAAAUUUACUCUUUACCUGAGAAGCAGCAGUGAUGGUGCUCUGUUCUCUUUACCAUCACUGAGUUCUGUCCCUACUCAUCUGUGUGUCACCUGGAACUCAAGCACUGGAGCCACUGCGUUCUGGAUGAAUGGAAACAGCAGUGUGCAGACAAUCUACAGACAAGGCCAGAGUGUAAAUCCAGCUGGAGCUAUAAUUCUUGGACAGGAUCCUGACUCGUACCUGGGAGAUUUUAACAUUUAUCAGAGUUUUUUGGGUAACAUUACAGACGUACACAUGUGGGAUAGUGUUCUGAGUGCAGGUCAGAUUGAGCAGCUGUAUAAGAAGCAGAACAAUUCUUUAAGUGGGAAUGUGCUCGAUUGGAAUUCUCUUGUGUACAAAAUCUAUGGAAAUGUGAUUAAUGUGUCAGCAGAUGUCUAGCUAAAACACCUGACACCUGUUUUCUUUUCUUUCCUUUAAUUUCCAUGUCUAAUCAACUGUGUGAUUUUAGUUAAUUAACUAUUAACUAACAAUAUUUCAGUAAAAGUAUUCAUGUUUG
Molecule: messenger RNA, 827 nt
Organism: Clarias gariepinus (North African catfish)
Lineage: Eukaryota; Metazoa; Chordata; Actinopteri; Siluriformes; Clariidae
Product: pentraxin fusion protein-like
Exons: 3
Coding region: 50-709 (219 amino acids)
Source: RefSeq, a predicted model, not a curated record